GGGCGUAUCAGCCUAAAAGCUGCGAUUUUCCGUUCUUAAACUAACGGUGUUAAUUUUAUCACUUUGUUUGUAAACCUCUGUGAACCACCCUCCGGGAGGAGCUGGAACGGCAGCAAGGAAGGGCCCCGUGUCUCUGUGAGGUUGUGGAGUGUGUCUGUCUGAGCAGGGAGAAUGACAAUUAGUUAUUAAUUACAGAGAAAGAGAGGGAUUCAGCGAAAACGGGAAAUAGGGAGUAAUAAAUGUAGAGAAUGAACAUCAACAACUGGAAAACCCAAAUCAGAUGGAAGUGUUUUCUUUUUGUAAUCUGAUGAAGAUGGCCUUUACAAAAGUGCCUGUUGUUGAUGUCCACAUUGACAAUUUUAAGGAGGUGUGGCCUUCUAUGCUACUUGCAGUAAGGACAGCAAGUUUCAUCGCCCUUGAUACUGAACUGAGUGGACUUGGCACACGAAAAGCUUUGCUGGCACAGUCAAUUGAAGACCGAUACAAAGCAAUAUGCAACGCUGCCAGAACUCGUUCAGUUCUAUCUCUCGGGAUAGCAAGUUUCAAAGAGCUAUCACACAAACCAGGUAGUACCUACUUGAGUCAAGUGUACAACCUUACCCUCCUCUGCAUGGAUGAAUAUAUAAUUGAACCACAGUCUGUUCAGUUCUUGGUCCAGCAUGGCUUUGACUUCAAUAAACAGUACUCUAAAGGGAUUCCAUACCACAAAGGAAAUGACAAGCCUAACGAAUGUCGUGGUCAGAAUAUGAGGGGUCUGUUCCUAGAAAUCAUCCAGUCAAAAAAGCCUUUAAUUCUUCACAAUGGGCUGAUUGACCUGACAUUCCUGUACCAGUGUUUUUAUGCCAACUUGCCAGACCAACUCAUGACCUUCACAGCUGAUGUAUCGGAGAUGUUUCCAGCUGGGGUUUAUGAUACCAAAUAUACUUCGGAAGUUGAGACUCGCUUUGUAUCAUCAUACUUGGAAUAUGCCUACAAAAAAUGCAGAAGGGAAAACAACAGAUUAAUUGAUGCUAGCAACAGUCAUCUUUCCAUUGAGUUCUGUAACUAUCAACAGGCAUUCACAGAUUAUAUUGACUACCGGUGCUGCAACCUUCCAGAGGCUGACAAAAAGGUUACAGAAGAGGGAAUAUGUGAACGAUUUUCCGCUUAUGGCUGGUGUCCAAAUGGAAUGAAAUGCUCCCUGUCACAUAAUACUGACCUCAUUAUUGAAGAAGAUGAACGCAACAAUGACAAAAAGAAGAAAAAGGUCAGGAGAAAACGGAAACAGAAUACAGCGGAAUUGACUGACAACCCUACUAACUGCAUGUUUGCAGAUAACGUGACUCCUACCGACAUACCACCAUCUAAGUUAUUGUGUGAUAACGCAAGUAUGGAACAAAAGAGAGAGAUCAUUGGAGAAUUAAUGCAGGAAAAGUCUGCAAGUGAUACACAACUCCCAAAAACCACCUUUGAGGAGGAAAGUAAAGAUAAUCCCUGUGGUGUAAUGGACACAGAGGAGAAAAUUUUAAGCAACAAUAAAAAGGAAAACCACCCAGAAGGUCAAGAGUGUACAGGAACCAAAUUAGUGGAGAAAAGCAAAAUUGAAAAAUGUGAAGGGGGCACCCACCGUGCAGGAUUUGAUGCUUUCAUGACUGGAUUCAUAAUGGCUUACAUUUUGAUGUGGAAGAAUGGUGAAAGUAGUAGCACAAAGAUGGACCCAUGGCUCCCUGACUGUCACAAUAAACUUUACCUGAGUGGGAAGACCCUUCCCUUACAGAUUUGUAAAAGUUCAUUCUCAAAAUCUUCAAAAGUUCACCAGGCUAAGAUUGAAUUGCUUUGGGGAAAACAGUGAGGUUGGAACCAUUUUUUUUUUUAAAAAAACUGGCUGCAGUAAUGAGAGUUCAGGGAAUUAACUUGGAUUGUACACUUUCGAUUCCUUGUUAAAUGUGUUCAGAAAAUGUAGUAAAAUAGAUUUUUUCUGGAGAGGAAUACAAUUAAAAUUCAGUUUUUCUAUUGCA
Messenger RNA from Chiloscyllium plagiosum (whitespotted bambooshark), 1997 nucleotides. It is a transcript of the gene toe1, whose product is annotated as target of EGR1, exonuclease. NCBI's taxonomy places the organism in Eukaryota, Metazoa, Chordata, Chondrichthyes, Orectolobiformes, Hemiscylliidae. Gene Ontology annotation, molecular function: metal ion binding; 3'-5'-RNA exonuclease activity; snRNA binding. The record is from RefSeq and is a predicted model, not a curated record. Gene Ontology annotation, biological process: snRNA 3'-end processing. Gene Ontology annotation, cellular component: Cajal body.